This is a messenger RNA of Racocetra persica, 274 nucleotides long. The record is from the annotation of a GenBank genome assembly. Lineage: Eukaryota; Fungi; Glomeromycota; Glomeromycetes; Diversisporales; Gigasporaceae.
AUGUCCAACACCGAACUUGCCGUUGUUUACGCUGCCCUUAUCCUUGCUGAUGACGGAGUUGAGAUCACCGUAGGUGUUGAUUGCGCUGAUAAAUUACAAACUUUGACGAAAACCGCAGGUAUUGAGGUUGAACCUGUUUGGGCUAAUUUGUUUGCUAAAGCUCUUGAAGGAAAAAACAUUAAUGACCUAUUGAUGAAUGUUGGAUCUGAAAAACCUGCAGAAGAGGAGAAACCAGCAGAUGGAGGAGAAUCAUCUGACGAAGAUAUGGGGCUUG